GAAAAUACAGCACAUCCACUCGAAUAUCAAAGAACUGAAAAAGUAUUUUGAAAGAUGAAAGGACAUUGCAGCCCAUUUUGAGAAAGCCAUGGCAAAGUCAUUUAAGAGACGCCAGUUUAGCACUUCUGAGCCUUAUCUUCCAGCAACUUUAAUCCUGAGCAACAUCGUCUUUAAUACUGAUGGUUCCAUCCAAUACAAAGAAAAGUUGUAUUUCUCUGCUUCCGAAGCCCUAGCUGCUUACAUUGAUGAUUUUCACGUAAGCUGUGAACCUUCUGAUAUUAAUGAUACAAAGGUUAACCGGGAUCAGAGUCCUCUUGAAUUUCUUGCUAAGUCAAGCAGUGAUGAGAGUCCCUACACUAAAUCCGCCAGCCAGACAAAGCCGCCUGAUGGAGCGUUGGCUGUGAGGAGACAGAGCAUCCCAGAGGAAUUCAAGGGCUCCACCAUCGUUGAACUAAUGAAGAAAGAAGGCACAACCCUGGGGCUAACAGUGUCGGGAGGAAUUGAUAAAGAUGGCAAGCCAAGGGUAUCCAAUCUGCGGCAAGGAGGAAUUGCUGCCAGAAGUGACCAGUUGGAUGUCGGUGACUACAUCAAAGCAGUGAAUGGGAUCAACCUGGCCAAAUUCCGCCAUGAUGAGAUCAUCAGCUUGCUGAAGAACGUCGGGGAGAGAGUGGUUCUUGAAGUGGAGUAUGAGCUUCCACCAGUGUCGGUACAAGGAUCAAGUGUUAUUUUCCGAACUGUGGAGGUCACACUGCAUAAAGAAGGCAAUACCUUUGGCUUUGUAAUACGAGGGGGAGCGCAUGAUGAUAGAAAUAAGUCUCGCCCAGUUGUGAUAACAUGUGUUCGUCCUGGAGGUCCUGCUGACAGAGAGGGCACAAUCAAACCUGGUGACAGGCUGCUCAGUGUGGAUGGGAUUCGGCUUCUGGGAACCACACAUGCAGAAGCCAUGAGUAUUCUCAAACAGUGUGGACAAGAAGCAACACUGCUGAUUGAAUACGAUGUCUCAGUGAUGGAUUCUGUGGCAACAGCAUCUGGGCCACUGCUUGUUGAAGUUGCCAAAACUCCUGGUGCCAGCCUUGGGGUUGCCCUAACUACCUCAAUGUGCUGUAACAAACAGGUCAUUGUCAUAGACAAAAUCAAAUCUGCAAGUAUUGCAGACAGAUGUGGCGCACUGCACGUGGGGGAUCACAUCUUGUCCAUUGAUGGCACCAGCAUGGAGUACUGCACCCUGGCAGAAGCAACCCAGUUCCUGGCAAAUACCACUGACCAGGUCAAGCUUGAGAUUCUUCCGCACCAUCAAACGCGCCUGGCGCUGAAGGGGCCAGACCACGUGAAAGUUCAGAGGAGCGACAGGCAACUUCCCUGGGACUCCUGGGCCAGCAACCACUGCGGUCUUCAUAGCAGCCACCACUGUAGCCCGUGCCACCCUGACCAUUGCAGAGCACCAGCCCCGCCAGCCCCGAGAGCGCCUCCUCCAAACAGCCCUCCAGCUUUGGUGUCAUCGUCCUUCUCUCCUACCUCCAUGAGUGCAUACAGCCUGAGUUCCCUGAACAUGGGAACCUUACCUCGAAGCCUCUACUCCACCAGCCCGCGUGGAACCAUGAUGAGGAGGAGACUCAAGAAGAAAGACUUCAAAAGCUCAUUGUCCUUAGCCUCUAGCACAGUGGGACUGGCUGGCCAGGUUGUCCACACAGAAACUACAGAAGUUGUGCUGACAGCAGAUCCUGUCACAGGAUUUGGGAUCCAACUGCAAGGCAGUGUGUUUGCCACAGAGACUCUUUCUUCUCCACCUCUGAUUUCUUACAUCGAAGCUGACAGCCCAGCAGAGAGAUGUGGGGUGCUACAGAUUGGAGACAGAGUGAUGGCCAUUAAUGGAAUUCCAACUGAAGACAGCACCUUUGAGGAAGCCAAUCAGCUCCUCCGAGACUCUUCUAUCACCAGCAAGGUCACCCUGGAAAUCGAGUUUGAUGUCGCAGAGUCUGUCAUCCCCAGUAGUGGAACAUUCCAUGUAAAGCUCCCUAAGAAGCACAAUGUGGAACUUGGAAUAACCAUAAGUUCACCAUCCAGUAGAAAACCAGGAGACCCUCUUGUCAUUUCAGAUAUCAAGAAAGGAAGUGUAGCUCACAGAACCGGAACCCUGGAACUUGGGGAUAAGUUACUUGCAAUAGAUAAUAUCCGGCUGGACAAUUGCUCCAUGGAAGAUGCUGUCCAGAUCCUCCAACAAUGUGAAGAACUUGUGAAGCUGAAAAUCCGCAAGGAUGAGGACAAUUCAGAUGAACAAGAAAGUUCCGGAGCAAUUAUUUACACCGUGGAGCUUAAGCGCUAUGGGGGUCCCCUUGGCAUCACAAUUUCAGGAACUGAAGAGCCGUUUGAUCCUAUAAUCAUUUCAAGCCUAACUAAAGGGGGAUUAGCAGAAAGAACUGGUGCAAUUCACAUAGGAGACCGAAUCCUCGCCAUCAACAGCAGCAGCUUGAAAGGGAAGCCUCUGAGUGAAGCCAUCCACUUGUUGCAGAUGGCAGGCGAGACUGUCACCCUGAAAAUUAAGAAACAGACAGAUGCCCAGUCAGCCUCCAGUCCCAAGAAGUUCCCUGUUCCCAGCCACUUGAGUGAUCUGGGGGAUACAGAGGAGGAUUCCUCUACUGCCCAGAAGCCAGGCAAGCUGUCUGACCUGUACCCCUCCACGGUGCCCAGCGUGGACAGUGCUGUGGACUCCUGGGAUGGCUCUGCCAUCGAUGCCAGCUAUGGGAGCCAAGGCCCUGGCUUUCAGGCCUCAGGAUACAGCUUCAACACCUAUGACUGGAGGAGUCCAAAGCAGAGAGGCAGCUUAUCCCCAGUCCCGAAACCUCGAAGCCAGACUUACGCAGAUGGAGGACUAAGUAAUGAAGACUGGGACCGCUCCACAACCAGCGGCUUUGCAGGAACGUGUGACAGCGCGGAGGCGGAGCAAGAGGAGAACUUCUGGUCUCAAGCGCUGGAGGAUCUAGAAACCUGUGGACAGUCAGGAAUUCUGAGAGAACUUGAGGCAACAAUCAUGUCGGGGAGCACGAUGAAUUUGAAUCACGAGACCCAAACACCUCGCAGUCAGCUGGGGCGACAGGCCAGCUUCCAGGAACGCGGCAGCUCUCGUCCACACUAUAGCCAGACAGCUCGGAGCAACACCCUGCCUUCAGAUGUGGGCAGAAAGUCUGUGACUCUGAGAAAAAUGAAACAAGAAAUCAAGGAGAUCAUGUCCCCAACUCCUGUGGAACUGCACAAGGUGACCUUGUACAAGGACUCUGACAUGGAGGACUUUGGGUUCAGUGUAGCAGAUGGCUUGCUGGAAAAAGGAGUAUAUGUUAAAAAUAUUCGCCCAGCUGGGCCAGGCGAUCUUGGUGGCUUAAAGCCCUACGACAGGCUCUUACAGGUCAACCAUGUCCGAACCAGAGAUUUCGACUGCUGCCUUGUUGUGCCACUCAUAGCAGAAUCUGGCAACAAGCUGGAUCUGGUCAUCAGUAGAAACCCCAUGGCCUCCCAGAAGUCCAUGGACCAACAGACUCUUCCAGAAGGAGACUGGUGUGACCAGAACACUGCUUUUUCCCAGCAGCCCAUCCACGGUGGUAACCUGGAGACACGAGAACCCACUAAUACAUUAUAGCAGCACUUUUUAUAAAGCAGGACAAAAGACGUUCUCUACAUGGUGCUAAAAAUCCCUUUCAGAUUUCUGUGAUGUUUCAAGCACAGAGAAUCACAUGGCAUUAACUGCAAGCACAGGGGUCUUUUAAAUCUCUCUCAUGGCUCAUGUUCACAUCCCUUUUCAGGUUGAAGAGGUUUCUUUUUUGGUGACCACUCUGAUACAGGGCAGGUAACUCCCUGCCAAGCCCAAUGGUAGAGAAAAAUAGGCAGGCUGCCCCUCCCCACAAUUAACAUCAGAGAAAACUUUUUACUACAAGUUCAUCUCACUAUCACUUUUUAAAAUGAGAUACCUAUUUGAAAAAAUUCUCUAUGAUUGUUUCCUUACUUCACUUUCAAAUCAGUUUCUUACUGUAAAGUCAUUUAAGGUAAGAACUUGACCAACAAAAUGGCUUUUCACCAAGCUGGCUCUACUAAGGGAACUGGUAUUUGGGAAACUGUUGGAACUGUGUAAUGGGAGGGGUACCGACAUAAAAUUAUCUUGAAACGUUCCAGCAGCGGUGCACGUAGAAGACCAUAAUAGGUGGUGGUAAAUGUUUUGCCUAAAUAUAGGAAUGAUUUAACUAAGAUGUAUGCUAUUCCCUAUGCAACAAAUGACCAAACAGGAUAUGUCUUGUGACCUGUUUUUUUUUUUAAAGACAUUUUUAAUAGCUGAAAACCUCUGAUAAUGAAUUAGAGUAUGUAGUAACACUAAAUAAUUUCUUUUUAAAUUUCAAGAGUAAGAACUUAAGAGAAUGAAGAGUCUACUCAAAUGAAGCUCACUUUAAUGAUAGGCAAAUCAAACUCAUACUGCUUGACAUGUUUUGCAAACUGGUAAUAUUGAGGGGUACACAGCACAUGUACUUACACACGGCACUGGACUAGCUUUUAUUCUGAGCCAUGCCACUUACUCAAUUGUAAAUACAUUUUUCACAAAAUGCGUUGCCAAUUAUUACCAUCCCUCAAAGCAAUAAAUUGUGACAGUUGCUUUAAAUGUUUGUUGGCAACUGUUUUCAUUUUCAUUUGUUCAGAUAUUUUGAAUAGAUACACUAAUAAAUGUUAUUUGGUAAAUAUAAAAAAAUAGAUCUGUAUAUUGAAGGUAGAAUCUCCAUAUUGCAACAAUUA
Molecule: messenger RNA, 4770 nt
Organism: Ochotona princeps (American pika)
Lineage: Eukaryota; Metazoa; Chordata; Mammalia; Lagomorpha; Ochotonidae
Gene: GRIP1
Product: glutamate receptor interacting protein 1
Exons: 25
Coding region: 89-3631 (1180 amino acids)
Biological process (GO): neurotransmitter receptor transport, endosome to postsynaptic membrane
Molecular function (GO): nuclear glucocorticoid receptor binding
Source: RefSeq, a predicted model, not a curated record